Messenger RNA from Scatophagus argus, 17788 nucleotides. RefSeq names its product lysine (K)-specific methyltransferase 2Cb (gene kmt2cb). The coding region runs from base 932 to 15850 and encodes 4972 amino acids. The record is from RefSeq and is a predicted model, not a curated record. Gene Ontology annotation, molecular function: histone binding; transcription coactivator activity; histone H3K4 methyltransferase activity. The transcript has 61 exons. NCBI's taxonomy places the organism in Eukaryota, Metazoa, Chordata, Actinopteri, Scatophagidae. Gene Ontology annotation, cellular component: MLL3/4 complex; nucleus. Gene Ontology annotation, biological process: positive regulation of transcription by RNA polymerase II.
GCAUGGUAUUUUUUAUCUUGUCCUGUUAUCGAUAAACAUAAACAGUUGGCACACUCGGGAAACAUCUCUUUCUCGACGGGCCACGUGGAUUUGGAGAGAUUAAUGUGCCGUAGUUGUUAGAGGAGGAGUUGGAUCUAGUUUUUGAGCAGCCUAGAGGGUUGUGCUUCGGUGCCACUUAUCAUUAGAUAUGGCCACCGUUACAGAGUACGCCGAAGCGUCAUCUUCAACUUAAUUUAGUGAUAUUUCACAGUAAUAUCGCAUUUCGGCCACUGUGGCAGACGGAAUGUAAUUUUUGGCAAGCUAAUGUGUGUUUUUACCUGUCUUUGGAGGCGUUUGUUACUGCGUGGCAGGCUGGCUGCCAGAGUCUCUUAACUGGCCGCUUGGUCCCGCAGCUUGUCGAUGCUGAAGAAAAUAGAACCAGUUGCCAACCAAGCGGUCGGCACUCAGCAUUUGCGUUGCGCGUCGUUGUACAUUUGCUGAGGAUUUACAUUUAAAGUUUCGUUUUCGGAGUGUUGACUUUUGCAGCCUCUUGGACUUUGGCUUUGAUUUGUUUAUACGUUAAUGGUAAAAUUGUUGGCCGUAGACUUGGGUGGCUAACAUCAACUAGCUAUAUAAGCCGAACUCGUGCGACGACAGCUGUCAUUGGAGAAAGGAAAGUGAUCCCCCCAAAUGCGUGAGGCAGUGAAGCGGUUUUCUGUUGGAUUUACAUCAGCUGCUUUUCCAUCAAAUGGGCAAAGUUGGGAAUAACAUUGCAACGUUGGAAUAUAAUGAUAUGCGUUAUGCAUUUUUGAGAAUUGUGGUGUUGCUUCAUUGGAGAAAGGCUAGCUAGCUCAAUUAGCUUGCUAGCUAGCUGGGUGAUAAAAGUGCGACGUUUCAUCCCCCAGUAUUUUGGACAUGAAGAGGAUAAUUCGCUAUUCAUAGGGUCGGAAGAAUGUCAUCAGAGGAUAAGACUGUGGAACCCUCUGACCAGGGACCCUCACCGCCCUCCAGCAGUGUAGGGGCCACAUCCACAGGAAGUCCUGCCCAUGCAGACAAACGACCACGUGGCAGGCCACGCAAAGAUGCUGCUGCCAUCCUACCCCAGGCGCCACCCUCAACUAUGUCAAAGAACAGGAAGAAGGGUCGCACCAGAGGAAGGGUUGUUUUGGAUGAGGAGGACAGCAUGGAUGGGACUGAGAUAACGGAGUCCAUAGGCCCUCAGGACACAGAAACGCCAAUCCAGCCAGUGGAAACUGUGGAAGUGGUGACUACUGAGGUGCCAGAGGAGGACAAGCCCUCUUCACCUCUGGCUCAGAGCCCUCCAGCUGAGAAUUCAGCAGGACCAUCUGUCCCAGCGAGUAGAGAAGUCAAAAGCAGCGAACGUCUCUGUGCCUUCUGUUACUGUGGUAGCCGUAGCCUGCUGGGUCAGGGGGAUCUGCUAUUAUUCAGCACCACGCCUCAGUUUGAAGCACUCUUCACCCGCAAGGAUGGAGGAGGCUCAACGAGUGAGAGUAGUGAUGGUGAUAAGACCACUCAGCCAAAAAUGGCCGGCGAGACCACCUCAGGACAGAGGAAAAAGGCAAAUGGGUCUGAAAACUGCGAGGAAGAACCAGACCCAGCCAGUCGAUUUUGGGAUGAGCUUUCUCAUGUUGGCCUUCCACACGAUCUCAAUGUCCAGUCUCUCUUUGAGUCAGGGCAAUGCUGGGCACAUCAGAGUUGUGCCUUGUGGUCCGAAGGUGUUUGUGAGGGCGAGGGACAAUCUCUGCUUAAUGUGGACAGAGCCAUUGACUCAGGGAGCACAAAGCACUGUGCAUACUGUAAGCGCCUUGGAGCAUCCAUUAAGUGCUGUGCUGAAGGAUGUGCUAAACUUUACCAUUACCCCUGUGCGGGGGCAGCUGGGACCUUUCAGGAUAUCAAGAGUCUCUCGCUCCUCUGCCCAGAACACACUGAUCUGGCCAUUCACAAAUUCGUAGAUGAUGUAAAUUGCGCGCUAUGUGAUAGCCCAGGGGACCUACUGGACCAGCUCUUCUGCACCAGUUGUGGUCAGCAUUACCAUGGGAUAUGCUUGGACAUGGCCGUGACCCCUCUGAGGAGGGCAGGUUGGCAGUGCCCUGAAUGCAAAAUCUGCCAGACAUGCAAGAACCCAGGGGAGGACACUAAAAUGCUGGUGUGUGACAUGUGUGACAAAGGCUACCAUACCUUUUGUCUGCAACCUGCUAUGGACUCUCUUCCCACCAAUGGAUGGAGAUGUAAGAACUGCAGAGUGUGCAUCCAAUGCGGAACACGAACCAGCAAGCAAUGGCACCACACCAGCCUGCUGUGUGAGAACUGCGUCCAAAACCAGGACCCUACUUUGUGCUGUCCUAUGUGUGCCUGUACCCUGGACCCUGAGCAUCACAAAGACUUGCUCUUCUGUCACAUUUGUAAACGAUGGCUACACCUGGAGUGCGAGCGUCAGAACUCAGGCCAAGCAGAAAUCCACCCCAGAGAGGAGUAUGUUUGUUCCAACUGCAGGUCUCCUGCUGCAGAGCAGCCAGAGGAUAUGGACACUGGCCCAGUGCUCAGCCCUCAGUCAGCCUCCAUGCACACAGACUCUGAGCCUGGCCUACAGCUGGCUAAAAAGCACACAGACCUAGAACCUGGCACUCAGCUGCCUCCUGAAAUGCACAAUGACCCCAAACCAGAAUUACUUGCUGUUCCAUUGCACUCAGAUCCAGAGCCUGUCCAGAGUACCGUCCAGGAGCAGAAGCUGGCCACGUCAGCCCAGAAGCCUGUAGUCUCAGCAGGAGCAGACGUUGAGAUGCAGGUUACCGAGCCUUCUGUCAACAAAACCCCAACAGAAUUCAAACCAGAAACAAAACCAGCAGCAAAAGCCCAGCAUACAUCUGCAGAGAGUCCUGUGUUUUCAGCGACUCCAAGCCAGGAGUCUGAGUCUUUUCCAGCCAAGCUCUCAAUGGAGUCACUACAGACACAGGAUACCACAUUACAAAUCAAACCAGCAAAGACAGAGGCCUGCCCUGAAGAGGGCACAGCCAACCCUAGCACAAAGGAUUUUAAGGCCAUCAUCACUACCACCAAAGAACCAAGUACUGCAUCAGUACCUUUCAUGGACCAACCAAUGGAGAUCUCACUACCCCAGCCUUUGAGUAUGGAUGUAGUCAGGGCUUCUUUCCUGGAAACUGCUCCAAAAGAACAUCUCAAGGAGAGGAGCGAGGGAAUUUUUCACAGGAACCUGGCAGACAUUGCUAAGCCCUCAGCCUCUAGUGCAUCAGAGGAGAUGUACACUACACCAGAGAGCAAGCCUAAUCUGUCACUUCCCAGCCUGUCCUCAGAGGAGAAACCGCUGAAGACAUCUGUAGAAAAGUUGGCUGAAAUGGUUUCCUCUCCUUCACACUCCUCGUCUAUGGGCCGAGGGAUAUCUAUCAGAGAACCACCCCAGACUCAGAUCCUACCUUCGACAGGUGACCACAGCAGUAUAAUACCUACCACCACACUUAUACCACUUACUCCUAAGAUUGGAAUGGGAAAGCCAGCAAUCACCAAGAGGAAGUUUUCACCUGGGAGACCACGAGUGAAGCAGGGUGCAUGGAGCCCCCAUAGCAGUGUGAGCUCCCCCUUGUCCUGGUCACCAGACCAGCCCGAGGGGUGGGACGUCCCAAAGACCAGGCAGUCCUCUGGCAGCCCCGGCUGGAGCAUCAGAGUGGGUCGAGGUUCAGGUUUCCCAGGGAGGAGGAGACCCAGAGGGGCUGGUCUGUCUGGUAGAACUGGACGUGGAAGGGCCAGAGGCAAGAAUGGAGCAAGUCCGAGCAUCAAUCCUGGGGUCACCACAAUAGAAACACCAUACCAAGUCAAGGAGGAGGAAGAGAAUGCCAUGCACAACACUGUGGUCAUAUUUUCCAGCAAUGACAGUUUCACGCUUAAACAGGACAUGUGUGUGGUGUGUGGGAGUUUUGGCCUUGGUGCAGAGGGCCGUCUUUUGGCCUGUGCUCAGUGUGGCCAGUGCUACCAUCCAUUCUGUGUUGGCAUAAAGAUCACUAAGGUGGUGCUGAGUAAAGGCUGGCGAUGCCUGGAGUGUACAGUGUGCGAGGCCUGCGGCCAGGCCACAGAUCCUGGUCGCUUGCUGCUGUGUGAUGACUGUGACAUCAGCUAUCACACCUACUGCCUGGACCCUCCACUGCAGAAUGUGCCCAAAGACAGCUGGAAGUGCAAAUGGUGUGUGUCCUGUACCCAGUGUGGUGCCACCACUCCCGGCCUAAGGUGUGAAUGGCAGAAUAAUUACACCCUGUGUGCCCCCUGCGCCAGCCUUGCAACAUGCCCAAUCUGCUUGGUGGACUACAGUGAAGGCACCACUAUUCUGCAGUGCCGGCAGUGUGACAGAUGGUUCCAUGCAUCUUGUCAGGGACUUCAUUCAGAAGAAGAUGUAGAAAAAGCUGCAGAGAGUAGUUUCGACUGCACAAUGUGCCGAGCUUUCAAGUCCACAAAAGUUGUGACCAAGGCCAGAGACUCCACUGACCCUGUGGUUAUGACGCAGAUUGUCACAAAGUCUAAAGAAAUGGAUCUGUCAAGGACUUACACCCAGGAUGGAGUUUGCUUGACAGAGUCCGGGCUUUGCCAGCUCCAGAGUUUGUCUGCUACAGCGUCACGGCGCAGGAAACCCAAACCCAAGCUGAAGCUGAAGAUCAUUAAUCAGAAUAGUGUGGCAGUGCUUCAGGCUCCUGUAGACCCCCUCUCAGAGCACUCUCGUGAUGAAGACAUGGAGGACAACAGAGAGGCGGAGCUCUUGGAUUGUGAGGCAAAGUCUGACUCGAGCCUGGAGCGAGAGCCAGCAGAAGACGACUCCAAAGGGGCGGACGGCGGCAAGAAGAGGAAGAGAAAACCGUACCGGCCGGGCAUUGGUGGCUUCAUGGUCCGCCAGAGGAACCGUCCCGGUCAAGGUCCAGGCAAAGCCAAACGAUCCCUCUGCCGAAAGAAUUCCUCUGGCUCUGUGUCAGAGAUUCCCACUGGAAAGGAUGAGGGGUGGACAGAGGCUCAGCCUGAUACCCCUGUGGAUGAGAUGCCCCCUGGACCAGAGGUUCCAGAAAAAAUAAAGAAGCGCUACCGAAAGAAGAAAACAAAACUGGAGGAAGCUUUUCCCACCUACUUGCAGGAGGCAUUCUUUGGAAAGGCCCUACUGGACAAAAGUAAGCAGAGCAGGCAGCAGGGGGCUGAAUCAGGCUUGCUAGAAGAAGGGCAAAGCCAAGUAGAGAGGAAGCACCCCACCGCCAGCUUCCUAGACCCUUCAUCAGACCCUCUGCUCAGUGCCUCCACAACGUCCCUUUCCACCAGACCAACAGCAGGACAGACGUCUGAGGAACCAUUAGUUGAUCUAUCUGAUGUUCUGAACACUGAUGCAGACAUCUUGGGAAUGCUCGGAAAGCCAAGCAGUGACUCUGGUCUUGAUUUUUGCCCCUUCCAGGUUGACAGCUCACCUCCUCCUUUUGCUGGUCUGGACAUUGGGCCCCUGACAGACAGUUCCCCAGUUGCACCCCAUUCUCAGACUGGCCGUAGGACUCCUCGAACCCUCCCAGAGGAACCCCUGGACGGCAUUCUUAGCCCAGAGCUUGACAAGAUGGUCACUGAUGAAUCAAUACUCAGCAAACUUUACAAAAUUCCAGAGCUGGAGGGCAAAGAUGUGGAGGAUCUCUUCACUGCAGUCCUUAGCCCCAGCACGAGCCAACCACCUCCACCACCACAGGUGCCUCACCCUCAGGGCCCAGGGCCCCUCCCUGCCACACCUGGCACUAGUAUGCCUCACCCCAAUGCAGGAAAUCACAUGUUUCCAAGAAUGCCAAUGAUCAAUGGUAUGAUGGGACCAAACCAACGCUUCCCUACAAAUCCAGGAGCAGGGCCUUGCAUCCCAGACAAUUUCCCUCCCCUUAACCGUAUGCCUUUCACUGACAAUCCAAGGGAUAGAAAAUUCAAUCAGAUGCCUAGAGAGGCAGUUGGUCCAUGGCCCUCCCCUGCCCAUGGCCCUGGCCCUACACCCCCUGGAUCUCUGCCUGAAGGGGAGACUGAAGCCAUGUCAAAUGCCCAAAGGAGUACACUUAAAUGGGAAAAGGAGGAGACUCUUGGAGAGCUAGCAACUGUAGCACCUGUCUUAUAUACCAAUGUCAAUUUCCCCAACCUCAAAGAAGAAUACCCAGACUGGUGUACAAGAGUUAAGCAAAUUGCAAAACUUUGGAGGAAAGCUAGUUCUCAAGACAGGGCCCCAUAUGUGCAAAAGGCAAGAGAUAACCGAGCAGCCCUGCGCAUCAACAAAGUCCAGAUGUCGAAUGAGACGGUGAAGAGGCACCAUCAUCAGCAACAGCCCCCUGAGGUGUUUGAUCCCAACAUACCACUAGACACAGAACUGCUGUUUAAAGACCCUUUGAAACCAAAAGAGUCAGAGCAUGAACAAGAGUGGAAGUUUAGACAGCAAAUGAGGCAGAAAAGCAAACAGCAAGCCAAAAUUGAAGCCACACAGAAACUGGAACAAGUUAAAAAUGAACAACUUCAGCAGCAGCAGCAACAACAACAACAGCAACAACAGGGCAACAGCCAGUCAGAGGGAGAUGGCAAUAACAGCGGUAACCAGAGCCCAGCCUCCCAGCCCAGCAAUGGCAGUAUGUCCCCCAUGCAACAACUCAACUCUAAAGAGGGUUUUGCAAAGCCUCAGCUACCAGGCACACCCACUUCAUGUCCUCCGGAGGAUGUCUUCUUACGACCUCCUCCUCCCCCUCCAUCUGGCCCUUCCUCUCAACCCCAGUCCCCUCAGGUAUUCUCACCUGGUUCCUCUGGAUCCAGACCCUCUUCUCCAUGGGACCCAUAUGCCAAGAUGGUUGGGACCCCAAGACCACCAGUUCACGGGCCAAAUACAUGUCGCAGAAUAGCUGUGGAAUCUGGUAAAUCCCCCACCUCCUUGAUGGAACAGCAGGACAGGGGAAGACCAUCUCCUGCUCAUGAAUCUUUUGGCUCACCAACAUCCACAAGCAGUGACCCUUAUGCCAAACCUCCGGACACCCCAAGGCCUACUGGAGAAAUAGACCCUUUCCUGAAGCCCAUUGGUCCCCCUAGAGCCAGUCAGGCUUCUCAAGGAAGGCCCCCAAUGGGUUCUCCAGGCAGAGACCCAUACUCAAGGCCCAUGAUAAGAAAUGAGGCCUAUCAGCGCAUGGCCCAGAACAGGAUGAUCUUGUCUGAUCCUUACUCAAGGCCUUUAUUAGCACCAAUUCCUGGAAGUAAUGAGUCUGGCUCAGUCCCUCUGUUCAAAACGCCAAUGCCCCCUCCUCAGACUCAGGACUCCUUCAGCCGACCAAGUCAACAUCCUACUGACAGGUUCUCCCAGAAUCACCAGAAUGACCCUUAUGCGCAGCCUCCACAUACCCCAAGACCAUCUGGGAAUGAUAACUUUACCAGUCCUCCUAGAAUGGGCCAGCAUCACCCUCAGGGGCACUCAUUUGCUCAACCCGGACCAAUGAAUCAAAUGUCUAGAAAUCCUUAUGCUCAUGCACCUUCCACCCCAAGGCCUGACCACUUCACAUAUGACCCCUUUGCACAACCCUCUCAGUCUCCAGGUAACCAGCGAUCAAUCAGUGAACCCAGUGCUCAGCCUCGGCCAUUUUUUGAGCCGUAUGCCCGAGCUCCUGGAACCCCACGGCCACAUGACAACUAUGGUCAGUCUUCAAACCCUAAUCCAGCCUCAGACCCUUACUCUCAGGCUCCUUCUACUCCCCGCCCCAGUGGCAUGAACCAGUUCUCUCAUCAGCCGCACCCCGGACAGAGGAUGUCACCCUCCCACUCAGUGGACCCAUAUGCUCAACCACCAGGUACCCCACGGCCCUCUGUGGGAGAGAGGUUUUCCAAGUCACCAGGUACCCAGAGGGUGCCAAUGGAACCAUUUACUAGUACACCUGGGACGUCAAGGCCAGGUAGUAGCGACAUAUUUUCCCAGCCUGGGGCAGCCAGAUCAAUGCUUAAUGACCCCUAUGCCCAGUCACCAGGGAACCCAAGGCCUCCUGAUGGGCUCAGCAGACAGGGGCCAAGACUGGGACCAAUGGGAAGCCAGGAUCCUUUCUCCCCACCUCAAGGCAGACUUCAAGAAAACUUCCCUCACCCAGGCUCACAAACACCAAAACACAUUAGUGUUUCAGAAGAUGGAUUUACUCAGUCACCCUCAAGAAGACCCAGUCAAACACCUGGCCAUGACCCAUUUGAACAAGGCCCCAUGACGCCUCGUCCACAGUCAACAGAGAAAGUGGAAAUGAAAGAUCCGUCAGGUGUGGUCAACAAUGGGGCUGUCCCUCAUGACCCUGGACAGCUUUCCAGCAAUCCACAAAUACCUGGUGCUGCCUCUGAGGCUCAGGGUGUUUCUCUUGCUGAGAGUGAGGAAAGACUCAGACAGCGACAACGAAUUAGAGAACUUAUCAUCAAACAGCAACAACAGAGAAGUGCUAUUCGUCAGGAGAGGGGCCCACAGGAGGCUGCUAGCAACAUCACUCCAGGAACACCGCGACCCUGGCCCCAAGAGGCACCUGGGCAACAGGGGGAAAUGUUCAACCGGCCUCCUCCACCUUAUCCAGGACCAGGACCCAUGAGAGGGCCAAUGAGGUUUCCUGGACCUUUUCCAGGUGAUCAGCGUGCCCCUUUCCCUAAUGAGGGACAAAUACCCCGGGGACCACAUCCUGGAGAUCCUAAUUUGAGACAUCAGGGACCAAGGUUUGCAUUUCCACCUGGGGUGCUAGGACCUCAUGGUCCCCAGGAGUUCUUUCCUCGGGGCCAACACCCAAUGCAGGAUGUCCCUCCUCAAAUAAGACGGUCCAUGUCUGCUGAAAUGGCAAAGGGUAUGGGAGGCAACUCCAUGGGGCUGCCCCAACAUUUCCCACCACGUGGUAUGCCAGUGCAACAGCACAACAUAAUGGGCCAGCCCUUCAUUGAGCUACGACACAGAGCAUCAGAGAACAGACCACGUAUGCCAUUUCCCCCUGGUGCCAUGCAAGGAAGCAACAUUGAUCCGAACUUGCAGGGUCACAGGCCACCAGGAUUUCCAGGAGGAUCUGAUUCCAGGUUCACUUUAAAUCAGGGGCUCAGGAUGGUAGACCCUAUGGCCAGCCAGACUGGCCAUGCACAGCUGUCUGCUAGCAUGGACAAUCUUCAUCAGCAAACCCAAAUGUCAGAAAACAACGAAGUCAAGCAGUCUCCUUUAAUGAGAUCCAUGAGCCAGCCUGCUUCAAGUAUGACCCAGAACAUGGCAGCAUCUGUGAUUCUGACUGCACCCCCUGCUGGGCAGACUGAGACAGUCUCAGUAGCCAGCAGUGAAGCUGUGGAGGAGAAGCUGGAUGCUGAAGAAUCAGCAGUCAAAGAUCUUGAGGAUGUGGAGGUGAAAGACUUGGUGGAUGCUGAUUUGGAAAACCUAAAUUUGGAUCCUGACGAUGGAAAAGACCUGGAUCUAGAAACAAAUGACCUACACCUUGAUGACUUUCUUACAUCUGGGAAAUUUGACAUCAUUGCUUAUACAGACCCUGACCUAGAUGACAUUAAGAAAGACAUGUUUAAUGAGGAACUAGAUCUCAGUGAUCCUAUAGAUGAUCAUGCUGACACUGCAGACAUUAACAAAAAUCCAUCAAGUUCAGCAUCUGUACCAGCAAAAUCAGAGGCCUCAGGUGAGCAGUCUUCAGCUGAGGUCAAGCUGGAAGCCCCUGUGAGCCAGCACUCUACUUCUUUGGCACCUGGGCGGGAAAUUAAAACAGAGGUCAAGGACUGUCAGAAACCCCCUGAAGUUGUAGACCAGCAAGCUGCUGGAAACACCUUAACCCCAAACCCGCAGGGAGUGCUCCCUGACUCCACCCCAGUCUUGUCUAGUUUACUCAUUAAGCAGCAGCCUGAAGAGCAGUCAUUAAAUCCAAUAGUUGAAUCUGUCAAUCAAGGAGGUAACCUCAUGCCCCAGCAGAACCAAGUCACUGACACACAACAUACCUCUGGACUUACAAUAACUCAAGCAAUAUCCGACGCCACCACUGCUGGAGAAGCUUCUAUGACUGGCUUUGGCACAGACCACCAGGUGGAGCUAGCCUCUGGAGUGGACCCAAGCAAUUUGAGCCAGGCCCAACAAGCAGCUUUGAACCAGGCAAUGGGUCAGCACAGCCAGCAACGUCCUCUUCUACUAGAGGAGCAGCCACUCCUAUUGCAGGACCUCCUAGACCAGGAGAGGCAGGAGCAACAGCAGCAGAGGCAGAUGCAAGCCAUGAUAAGACAGCGGUCCAGCGAAUCCUUCUUCCCCAAUAUUGAUUUUGAUGCCAUCACUGACCCCAUCAUGAAAGCAAAAAUGGUUGCCCUGAAAGGUAUCAACAAAGUCAUGGUUCAGAACAACAUGGGAAUGGCCCCAAUGGUCAUGAACAGAUUUCCUUCUGGCCCUGUACCAUCUUGCCCUGAAAGCACACCACUUCCUCCACAAGUUGUUGGACAGGAUGGCAAAUUGACACAAGUAGCAAGACCAAAUCCCCCUAACUUUGGACCUGGAUUUGUCAACAAUGCUCAGAGGGCUCAGUACGAGGAAUGGCUCCAGGAGACUCAGCAACUACUUCAAAUGCAGCAAAAGUUUCUGGAAGAGAAGAUUGGUGCUCACAGGAAGUCUAAGAAAGCCUUGUCUGCCAAACAGAGAACAGCUAAGAAGGCAGGGAGAGAGUUCCCCGAGGAGGAUGCUGAGCAGCUCAAACAUGUCACAGAGCAGCAGGGUGUAGUGCAGAAACAACUGGAGCAGAUUCGCAAGCAGCAGAAAGAGCAUGCAGAACUUAUAGAGGAGUACAGAGUGAAACAGCAACAAAACAAUAUGACCCCUAUAAUGCCUGGGAUGCACCCAAUGUCAGCCCCUGCUGGCAUGGCGCCCAGUGGACCACCAAUGGUCCAACCUCCUAUGAACCCCAUGAUGCAGAUGCCACGUCAUCCAGGCCAACCAAAUGCACAUUCGUGCAUGCCCAACCCACAGUCUGGCUGGCAUUCCAGUGCUCCCAUGCCUAUGAGUGGACCGGGAAUGCCUCCUAUAAUGCCCCCCCAGGUACCUGUAGGAAAUCCAGGCCAACCUCAUCAGAUGCCAUUGGGUAACAUACCGCAACACUCACAAAUUGUGGAUCCACAGGCAACACCAGUUCCACCAGGUGGACUAAAACCCAUGCAAGCUGGUGGUGUGAAAUUUGAUGACAACAACCCAUUCAGUGAAGGCUUCCAGGAGCGGGAAAGGAGGGAGAGGCUUCGGGAGCAGCAGGAGAGACAGCGGGUGCAGCUAAUGCAGGAAGUUGAGCGACAGAGAGCCCUGAAACAUCGAAUGGAAAUGGAGCAGCAAGGGAUGAUGGGGCCAGAUGGGAACAUGGCUCCACUCGCUCAGAUGCCAUUUUUUACCGCAGAGCUUCCACAGGACUUCAUGCAACCUCAGAGGCCUCCUGUGCAGCAACAGCAACAACUUGGACCAAUGUUCCCACAGCAACAAGGCAUGCAACCUGGUAUGGGCUCGCCACCUGGGACAUUCAUGCAAGGAGAAAGGAGGGCUAUGAUGGGCAAUGGAAUGAUGUCCCGUGAUGUGGGGCCUGGUUUUGGGCCUGAUAAUCUUGCUCUGCAAGCACCUAACUUUCCUCAGGGUCAGUCCAGACCCCGUCAUUUCAGUGGACCAGGAAUGAUGCUUCAGAUGCCAGGUGAGGGUCCACCAUUCGGAGGCGACUCAGCAACACCUCUACCAUCUAACUUUCCGGGCUCAGGCCAGUCUUUAAUCCAACUUUACUCUAACAUCAUUCCAGACGAGAAAGGGAAAAAGAAGAGGAACCGCAAAAAGAAGAAAGAUGAUGAUGCAGACUCAGUCAAGACACCUUCAACUCCACACUCAGACCUUACAGCCCCGCUUACACCUUGUGUAUCAGACACCUCCUCAACUCCAACCAGAAACACCCAUCUCUUUGGAGAUCAGGACUUGUCAAGAUCCCCUUUGCUAGGAUCUUCCACCCCCAGUCACUCAGAGCUGGAGCGGCAGCUUUCUGCAGGUCAGUCUGGACAACCUGGUCUCUCAUCAGACACUACAAGAACCCAAGCUCAGGAACACGAUGGGAUCCUUAACAACAUAAAGCUGGAGCAAACUGAUGUCAGUGAGUGUCAUGGCCCACGAGAAGGGCACAUAGGCUCAGAAAUGAGCUCUGUAAAGGAAGAGGGCAGUAAAGGAAGUGUGUCUCCCUUCACUGCGGGCCAAAGUCCAAACAAAGGGGAGGCUGGCAAUGAGCUACUGAAACACCUUCUGAAGACCAAGAGUACACCUCCACCAGGAUUGUCUCAACAGAGGUCAGAGGAGGGCCUGCGCUCAGAAGAGGAGGAUCCAGCAGACUGCAAAUCCCUGCUGAGGCAAAGCUCCAUGGACAGCAAUGGGGCAUACUCAGAUGGCACCCCAGAUUUCCCGGGACCUCUGCUCCCUGAACAGGAGAAGAAGAAAGGCAGGAAUAAGAGGGCAACAAAAGGAGGUGACAAACCUGCCUCUCGCUACAAGAAGAGGAAGAAGGAAGGGGACGAGAGGCAACUGAUGCACUCUGGCCCUGACAGUGUAAUGACCCAAAUAAAACAGCAGCUCUCCCUGCUGCCCCUCAUGGAGCCAUUGAUUGGGGUUAACUUCGCCCAUUUCGCUCCCUAUGGCAGUGGCCAGCUCAAUGGUGAGAACCUCCUGUCUGGUACAUUUGGCAGCGCCUCACUCGAUGGAGUCUCUGACUAUUAUUCCCAACUGGCCUACAAGCAGAAUAACCUGAGCAAUCCACCAACACCACCUGCAUCUCUUCCUCCUACCCCACCACCUGUUAACCGACAGAAAAUGAUCAAUGGAUUUGCCACGACAGAAGAGCUGGCCAGCAAAGCUGCCGCUAUGGUGUCUAAAGGCUUGGUCCCAAAGCCGCUACACGUUCCAUUUAGGACUGAGGAAGAUCUACUAGCCCGGGCCAUCGCACAGGGACCCAAAACUGUAGAUGUUCCAGCCUCCCUCCCUACCCCUCCUCACAACAACCAGGAGGAGCUCAGCAAUAGGGGACAGGAGCCUUGCAAGGACAGGGACACACCUGACAGUUUUGUUCCAUCUUCAUCUCCUGAGAGCGUGGUUGGCAUGGAGAUCAGUCGUUACCCAGACUUGUCUCUGGUGAAGGAAGAGCCACUGUCCCCCUGUUUGUCUCCUGUCCUCCCCAUGCUUCCUGCCCCUGAUGGGAAAGGGUCAGAAAUCAAACUGCAGGAUAUCAAAACAGAGCCUUCUGCGAUGAUGUUCGGCUCUCCCUUUGGCCCCAUGUCCAUUGAUUCCAAACAAGGGCUGGUGUCUGUAGCUAUCACACUGAGACCAGCUGCAGCAGAGAACAUCACAGGUGUAGUGGCAGCCAUUUCAGACCUACUGUGUGUGAAGAUCCCCAGUAGCUAUGAGGUCAGCAGCACCCCUGACAGGGGGCCCUUAUCUGUACUCAGUGGUCAGAGGAUGGGUCCCCAUGGCAUGGAGUCUCGGCCUGCCAUGCUCUUCCACGGACAGGGAGACAAUGGAGGUCUUCAUGGACGGCCAGGGCAGAUAAGACCCAGUGGAGUACAGGCAAUGAUGCAACAGCAGCAGGCACAUAAUUUCCGUUUCCAUCCUAACAGCCCAGGUGCAGCCCUAGCUCGAGGACCCGACAACAAGACCCCUGCCAGCCCUGGAUGUAAACCUCAGUGGUGCUGCCACUGUAAGGUGGUGGUUCUUGGUAAUGGAGUGCAGAAAUCUAUCAAAGAUCUCCCUACCCACAUGAAGGGAUCUGACAGCCGUUUGAAAUCUGAAGAACACCUGGUCUUCUGCAGCCACAGCUGUUUUCUUCUCUACUGCUCCUCAUCACCCCUGCAGUCCAGAUCAACCACAGAAACUAAGGACUCUGUGUCCCUUCUCCCUGCCUCCGAGCAAACAGAGAGUCUUUCUAAAACCCUGCACCAGUACAGUAACAACAUGUCGUCACUGGAUGUUCAUUGCCUGGCCCAGCUUCAGCCCAAGCAGUCUCCCCCCUCUACUCCUCCUAUCCCCUUCCCCACAGCAGGCGAGACAUCCAAGACAGAGAUCAAAUCUGAUGCCAUCAAAGUGACAGUGAAACUGAAGGCCCGGCCAAGGUCCCAUGAUGGCUGGCACCAGGGAAAGAGACAGAAGGGACUCCGCUGGAGGAAGUGGACUGUCCAGGUGGUGGUUCCAAGAGGGAAUUCCCAACUCCCAGAUGAGGAUAAGAUUGAUGAGCUCCUGAACAAACUCGGGGCCUCUCUGCGCCCUCCUGCUUCUCUCCGAGACCAGAGGCGGUGCUGUUUCUGCCACCAGUUUGGAGAUGGGCUCACUGACGGCCCAGCUAGGCUUCUUAAUCUGGAUCUCGAUGUAUGGGUUCAUCUGAACUGUGCCCUGUGGUCCACUGAGGUGUAUGAAACACAGGCUGGCGCCCUCAUCAACGUGGAACUCGCACUGCGACGUGGCCAAACGGUUCGCUGCGCCUACUGCCAGCAAACAGGAGCCACCAGUGGCUGCCACCGCCUACGCUGUACUAAUGUCUACCAUUUCACUUGUGCGCUGCAAGCUCAGUGCACCUUCUUCAAGGACAAGACCAUGCUUUGUCAUGCCCACAGGCCCCGGGGAACAGCUGGACAAGCGCUGGAGCAUGAGCUGCGUAGCUUUGCUGUCUUCCGUCGUGUCUACGUCCAAAGAGACGAAGUGCGUCAGAUUGCCACUGCUGUGCGGCAGCCCGAGUUAGGCUAUACAUUUAGAGUAGGCAGCCUGGUGUCCCAUGCAAUGGGCCAGCUCACCCCUGUACAAAUGUCAACCUUCCAUUCCUCAACAGCCAUCUUUCCAGUUGGCUAUGAGGCUUGCCGCAUUUACUGGAGCAUGCGUCAUGGCAACCGCCGUUGCCGCUAUGUGUGUUCUGUUGAGGACCGGGAGGGACUGCCAGAGUUUGCCAUCAGAGUCAUCGAACAGGGCUAUGAAGACCUUGUCCUGACUGGCACCUCUGCUAAAGGAGUGUGGGAUAAGGUUCUGGGUCCUGUUGCUGAGAAGAGAGCUGAAUCAGGCACUCUAAAGCUCUUCCCAAUUUACCUGAAAGGAGAGGACUUGUUUGGGCUGACGGUCCCUGCUGUCGUCAAGAUCACUGAAUCGCUGCCAGGAGUGGAGGCUUGUGACAGGUACUCAUUCCGUUAUGGACGCAACCCUCUUGUGGAGUUGCCACUCAUGUUCAAUCCAGCUGGCAGUGCCCGUGCACAGCCAAGAACCAGCUCUCCCUACACGUCAGUGGUGAUAAGGCCUCAACCACAGGCUGUAUCCAGCAGCAGCGCCAGGUCAAACCAGAAUGUAGCCCAAGGAGAAGGUGGUGCUCCCCAUAACAAGCCACCAGUAGUGCACCCCAGGUCUUCUCAGUACCGGUGGAUGAAGAGUGAGUGGAGAGCCAAUGUCUACCUGGCCCGUUCCCGCAUCCAGGGCCUGGGCUUGUUUGCUGCUAGAGACAUUGAAAAACAAACAAUGGUGAUUGAGUACAAUGGAACAAUCCUCCGAAAUGAGGUUGCCAUCAGGAAGGAGAAGACUUACAGGUCUCAGAACCGAGCAGUGUUCAUGUUCCGCAUCGACAGUGAACAUGUUGUUGAUGCCUCUCAGACUGGAGGGCUGGCAAGAUAUAUCAACCACUCUUGUGCCCCUAACUGUGUUGCUGAGGUGGUCACAUUUGAAAGGGGCUACAAAAUCAUCAUCAGCUGCAUUCGCAGAAUCGAAAAAGGAGAGGAGCUGUGUUUCGACUACCAGUUUGACACCGUGGAGGGUCAGCACAAAAUUGCUUGCCAUUGUGGAGCUCCCGAAUGCAGGAAGUGGAUUAACUGAGGAAAACAAGAAAAUGACAAAUCUAAACGCAUUCCUUGCUAUAAUGUGUGGAUGCUGUGAUCUCUGCACAGAGGAAAAAGGCUUCAUAUUAAGGUCAUUUUGUCAGUGAGCAGAAGACCUGAACCCUUGGAGAGAUGAAUUAAUUUACAUGUUGUUUCAUCAAGGUGGAGGAAGGGAACACAGUAGCAGGAUGUGAUUUGUGCCAUAUGUUGGAGGCUCUGUGGUAUGAGAUGCCUCUGUCUGUAUGUAUCUGUGUGUUUGGUGCACAUGGUGCGGAUUCCACCAGCAAAUGAGAAAGCACUGUGCAGGGUGCGGCCUUAUUGCUUACCAAGGGCAGGCCCUUUUUGUUUCAUACUGUUAAUGUAUACCGUAUGACUAAAUGUAGACAUCACUGAAUGAGGAAUGUACAGCAACGAAUACUGCGAAGGGAAUAUCAACUUGCACUAAAAAAUAGAAAAUACACAAAAAAAACGUACACACCCACACACAUACACACACACAUACACGAAAACUUUUAAAAUACUUGAUUCCAUGAGUCAGUUUUAUCAUAGGUCUCCGUCAUGUGAUUUGUGUGGAAUUCGAGAGGUUUUUGUAUUUAUUACUGAGUGAGUGAAUUUUAUUCUCAAAAUGAUGAGAUUGAGUUUAAGAAGGCUAGAUUGCUAUUGUUUUUGAAGAUUGAGGAAGACAUGCUGUUACUUUUGUAUAAAUGUACAUAAAGAAAACUAUAGGAAUAACCGACCAAAUACUACCUUAACCUUCUUGAUGUUUGGGUGUUUUUAAAUUGUUUUUGUUCUGUUUGUUGUUGAAAUUUAUUUAAGAUGGACGUUAUUUCAGUUUUGAGAGUAUAUAUUAUGAUUAUGCUGUACAGAAUUUGUAAAAUAACCACAAUAAUUCACAAAGUAUUUUUGUUGUAUUAAAAGUAAGGUAUUGUAGCGUAGUGUUUUGUGACUUACACAUACUUUGACCACUCAAAAAAAGAAAUAUUUUUGUUGACUAACGUAACGAGUUAUCAGUUACAGAAUUUAAAAAAAGACUCUUCAAAUAGUAAGAGAUCAGUGUGAUCUGUUUGCUGUUAAUCAGGUUUUAUUUUAAAGAACUGUGAAUUAGAUUUUGAAACCCAAAAAAAAACUUUUUAACUUUUUAACACAAAUAGGAACACCGACAUGUAUUUGCCUGUUUUUUUUUUUGUUUGUUUGUUUGUUUGUUUUUACAUUGCUUUUAAAAUAAGGUGCAAAUAUCUAAUGAUAUUGUGAGUUAGAUGCACCAGUGUGUGACAGAAAGAAUCGUAUGGAGAACUCUUAUUUGGAACCGUAGGUUGUUCUACCUUUUUGGACAGAGAUGGCAUUCUCCUUAAUCAGAAAUAUUUCUUAUACUGACACUUCACAAGUCACAUGCUUAGAAAACGUAAGAGUUUUUGCGUGCACAAUUUCAAGUUGACUGUAAAAUUUUGGAGACAGUCUUAGAACUUGUAAUGUAUAUGGCAUGUAUUUUUUUAACUUUCCGAAGACUCAAUUGUAUAUAUUUUCUCAAUGAAUGGUUGUAACAAAAUUGUUUCUUGGAUAUUUUUCUUCUCUUGUAUAUUACAUCAUCCUGCCAGUGUGUUUGUGCUACAUUUUCUUGGUCGUGUAGUCAGGUUUUUUUUUCUUUUUUUCUUUUCCUUUCUUACUUUCUUUUUUUUGGAAAAUGCCUUUUGAAGUGUACAGAGUAUGAGGUUUGUGGAAUUGAAUUUAGAAACAUUUACAAAAAUAAACUAUUUUACAUGUUAGCCAGUUGUGAAUUUUGAAUCAGUCAUUACACAUCCAUAAAUAUGAAGAAAUGAAGCCACAAUAAAUAUUUAAUUUCCUUGGCAUUGGUGGUAAAAUAAACUUGUAUAAUCCACAGAUCUUUGAAAAUGGCAAUCAAAGCUCAAGGUGACUAGAAGAGUAUAACUAUUAUUUG